This is a messenger RNA of Symbiodinium pilosum, 993 nucleotides long. The record is from the annotation of a GenBank genome assembly. NCBI's taxonomy places the organism in Eukaryota, Dinophyceae, Suessiales, Symbiodiniaceae.
AUGCGUGUCUUGCUGGCGCAGCACCUGACUCUUGUGGGAGUCUUGCUGGGCCUAUGUAGUCAUGGCCUGUGCAGCUCAGAUUGCGAUGAAGCUACCGAUGUCUUCUGCGCGGUCCAAGCCCCAAUUGCACCGAAGGCCCCUCGUUUCGAAAAGGGUACCAUGGUCUGUUUCGGGGGCGAUUGCCAAAGUCCUCUUACAGCGCACACCUGGAAAAAACAAUGGCAGAACUACUUGGCGUCGGGAGCUGAGAGCAAGCUGCAGGGUCCGCUGGACCACUGCUGCCCAGCUUGCGAUAGCAUCCUGACGCGAGGCUGCAGCAACUCACGCGAGGAGGAGCAUAUCUUUGUAAGCCACAUCCGGCCUUUCAUGCCCCAAGGUAGGGACACGCCUCCAGUGUUCGUGGAGUUGGGUGCUUAUGACGGCUGGCACGAGACCAACACGCACUUCCUUGAGAGCUGUCUGGGUUGGAAGGGCCUCAUGAUCGAAGGCAAGCCCACCACGUUCAAGACGCUUCAGAGAAACCGUCCGAACACGGUCAAGAUCAGUAGCGCCAUAUGCAACGAGACCACCACUGUCAACUUCGGGGGCGAUCGAACCGGGGCUCACGUUGCUGGUGGUUCAGCUGUCGUACCUUGCGCGCCUCUCCAGUCAUUCUUCGACACGCUUAAUAUCCAACAUAUCAGCUUCUUCAGUCUGGACGUUGAAGGAUAUGAGCUGUACGUGUUGAACUCCGUCGACUGGAGAAAGGCGUCAAUCGCAGCGCUGGUGGUCGAAGAGCUCCAGCGGCACAAGGAAAAGAACGGGGCGGUCAGAAAGUUGCUGAAGGAUGCAGGCUACGACUUGUUGGGUUCCAGUUGUUGGAACCAAAAGGCUUGCGAUUCGUUUUGGAUCAACAAGAAGUUCGUUGACGUCGAAGCUGCCAAGCAACAUCUACUGAAGAACCCAUUUCCUGGUGCGUAUGAGAUCGACAAGUGCAGGCCAGCCGCAGCAUGA